UUGCCAGUAGUCCAGUGCUCUAGAAACAGUCAUGACCCACGUCGUUCUUAUAGGACUUCUUGCAAUUAUAACAAUCGCUUUCAGCGAUGGUGCAACUUCUUGUAACAAGCGAAGCUUUGGCGAAACGAGUUUUGUUUGCGCAUGCUCAACACAAAGUUGCGAUACAUUAGAUCCUGUUCAACCAUCAACAAGUGGUACCUACCAAAUAUACACCUCAAAUAUAGAUACCGAUAGAUUUACUCUUUCAAAUGGAUCCUUUUUACCUGGACGAAAAUCAAGCUGUAGGAAAUUCUUGAAUUUAUUUACAAACCCUACUACUACAAUAACAAUCGAUAGAGAUGCAACCCAGCAAGAAAUUUUGGGUUUUGGCGGCGCAUUCACAGAUGCGACUGGAAUUAACAUACAGAAAUUAACUGAAGAUGUGCAAAUUAAACUGCUCGAAUCGUAUUUUAGUCCAGAUGGUAUCGAAUAUAAUUUUGGUCGCGUACCAAUGGGUGGUACUGAUUUUUCAACGGAAGGAUACAGUUAUGAUGAUACAGACUCACCAGAUCCUCAACUUUCGCAGUUUGAAUUACAACAAGAAGAUUUCGAUUACAAGAUUCCUUACAUCAAACAAGCUUUGGAAAUAAAUCCGGACUUGGAAUUGCUUGCGUCAACUUGGACGGCUCCAAAAUGGAUGAAAACAAAUGGUGCAUAUAAUGGAGGUGCUAUCAAAAAUGAGUAUUACCAAGUUUGGGCUGAUUAUUUUCUGAAAUUUUUUGAGAAGUAUGAUGAGGAAGGUAUUUCUUUCUGGGGUGUGACAACUGGUAAUGAACCAAGUUUAGCACUUGUCAAUAGUGCAAUUAAUAGUGUACGAUGGUUGCCUGGUGGAAUGAAGUGGGCGGGUGAAAACCUUGGACCUACAAUCCGUGCAUCAAAAUAUAAGGAUUUAAAAAUUCUGAUGUUGGACGAUCAACGUUUCUUCUUACCAUGGUUUCCUGAAGCGGUGAUGAAAAACGGAACCGAAAAGUUUAUUGAUGGUAUUUCGGUCCAUUGGUAUUGGGAUACUAUUGUACCAGCAUCAGUGUUGACUUCAACACAUAAGCGUUUUCCUGAUAAAAUUUUGUUAGCUACUGAAGCUUGUAGAGGUGACAAAGCUUGGGAGAAAGCAGUACUUUUGGGUGAUUGGUCCAGAGCUGAGGACUACGUACAUGGAAUAAUACAAGAUAUGAAUCAUUACGUUCAGGGAUGGAUUGAUUGGAACUUAGUGUUGGAUACUACUGGAGGACCCACUUACAUAAAUAACCAAGUUGAUGCUGCCAUCAUAGUCGAUUAUGAGACUAAUGAAUUUUAUAAACAACCUAUGUUCUAUGCGCAAGGACAUUUUUCUAAAUUUAUUCCAAGGGGAUCUCAUAAAAUUGACCAAAAAACUUCAAACAACGGUGUAGAAGUUGCAGCAUUUAAAAGACCAGAUGGUGGCGUUGUUGUAGUAGUGAUGAACAAAAAUGAUUCACCAAAGACUAUUAUAGUUAAUGAUUCGAAAAGUGGCCAUAUUGAGCUAAAAUUAACUUCUAAAUCAAUUAAUACUAUUUUGUAUUGGUAAUUGUACAGAUAGUUUAAAUAAUGUGGAAGUUGUGUUGCCUUAAAACAACGUCCAUUUGAAAUUUGGAAUUUUAUUGUCUUGUGACGAUUAAAUAAACUGAUUCAGUCAA
Molecule: messenger RNA, 1691 nt
Organism: Dalotia coriaria
Lineage: Eukaryota; Metazoa; Arthropoda; Insecta; Coleoptera; Staphylinidae
Product: lysosomal acid glucosylceramidase-like
Exons: 4
Coding region: 32-1582 (516 amino acids)
Biological process (GO): glucosylceramide catabolic process
Molecular function (GO): glucosylceramidase activity
Source: RefSeq, a predicted model, not a curated record